Messenger RNA from Prunus mume (Japanese apricot), 497 nucleotides. Lineage: Eukaryota; Viridiplantae; Streptophyta; Magnoliopsida; Rosales; Rosaceae. The record is from RefSeq and is a predicted model, not a curated record.
AGCAGCUUCUUCUCUCUUGUGAAUUUGGAUUUGCUAUAAGGCUUUUUGAUUAAGUCAAAAUCCAAAUUUCCAAGAAUGCCUGUCUCUAGAAUUGCAGUUGGAAACCCAGCUGAGUUUGGGCAGCCAGAUGCUCUCAAAGCAGCUCUUGCUGAGUUCAUAUCAGUUCUCAUCUUUGUUUUUGCUGGUGAAGGCUCUGGCAUGGCUUUCGACAAGCUCACUGAUGGUGCUUCAACAACACCGGCUGGCCUUAUAGCCGCUGCCUUGGCACAUGCCUUUGCACUUUUCGUGGCGGUUUCCAUUGCAGCAAACAUCUCCGGCGGUCAUGUUAACCCUGCUGUCACAUUUGGUGCCCUUAUUGGCGGCAACAUCACUCUCAUCAGGUCUAUUUUGUACUGGAUUGCCCAGUUGCUUGGAGCCGUGGUUGCUUGCUUGCUUCUCAGGUUUGCAACCGGUGGAUUGGUAAGCCACUAACUCAUCCUCACUAAAAACUCUCAAUC